UGAAGGGACCCGCAGGCCCCCGAAAGCUUGGGUGGAUCAGUGGGCCCCGGCCUCCACCCAGCGGGGCGCGGCGCGGGGCGGGGCCACCUGGAGCUCCGCCCUCCGAGUAGCGGAGGUGCUUGGGCGAGAGAGAGGGGGGCGGGAGACGCUCUGUCCCACGCUCGCCCUGUGCUCGGUGGUUUAAAGAUGGCGGCGGCGGCUGGGGCGCGGAGCCGCCGGAGGGGGAGGGAGAAGGAGAGCCUGUGAGACGCUGGGAGGCAGCGCGGCGGCGGCUGUAAGGAGUCCGCGUGCGGAGCCGCCGGCGACUCGGGCCUGGGGGCGGCCUGGGCUUGGACUGGCGAGGCCGGAGCGGUGCCAGGAGCUCCGAGGCCGGAGCGGAGGAGGAAUGUGAGCAGGGGUCGGCGGGGGCGCGGGAGUACGCGAGCGGCGGGAUGGGGCAGCAGGUGGGCCGCGUCGGGGAGGCUCCCGGGCUCCAGCAGCCGCAGCCGCGCGGGAUCCGGGGCAGCAGCGCAGCCAGGCCCUCGGGCCGCAGGCGGGACCCGGCGGGGCGUACCGCAGACACCGGCUUCAACGUCUUCACCCAGCACGAUCACUUUGCCAGCUGUGUGGAGGAUGGAUUUGAGGGAGAGAAGACUGGAGGCAGUAGUCCAGAAGUUUUGCACCGCCCCUAUGGCUGUGAUGCUGAAUCUCAGGCACUGAAUGAAGCUAUCAGGUGGAGCUCCAAGGAGAACUUGCUGGGAGCCACUGAGAGUGACCCUAAUCUCUUUGUCGCACUUUAUGACUUUGUGGCAAGUGGUGAUAACACGCUCAGUAUCACUAAAGGUGAAAAACUACGAGUCCUUGGUUACAACCAGAAUGGCGAGUGGAGUGAAGUUCGCUCCAAGAAUGGACAGGGUUGGGUGCCAAGCAACUACAUCACUCCAGUGAACAGCCUGGAGAAACAUUCCUGGUACCAUGGACCUGUGUCCCGCAGCGCAGCAGAGUAUCUCCUCAGCAGCCUUAUCAAUGGCAGUUUCCUGGUUCGAGAGAGUGAGAGCAGCCCUGGGCAGCUGUCCAUCUCCCUGAGGUAUGAGGGACGUGUGUAUCACUACAGGAUCAAUACCACCACAGACAGCAAGGUGUACGUGACCGCCGAGAGCCGCUUCAGCACGCUGGCAGAGCUUGUUCACCACCACUCGACGGUCGCCGACGGGCUGGUGACCACACUCCACUACCCAGCACCCAAGUGUAACAAGCCGACCGUCUACGGUGUGUCCCCUAUCCAUGACAAAUGGGAAAUGGAACGGACAGAUAUUACCAUGAAGCACAAACUUGGGGGCGGUCAGUACGGAGAGGUUUAUGUUGGCGUCUGGAAGAAGUACAGCCUUACAGUUGCAGUGAAAACACUGAAGGAAGACACAAUGGAGGUGGAGGAGUUCCUGAAAGAAGCUGCCGUGAUGAAGGAAAUCAAGCAUCCUAACCUAGUGCAACUGUUAGGUGUGUGUACCCUGGAGCCGCCCUUCUACAUUGUGACGGAAUACAUGCCGUAUGGGAAUCUGCUCGACUAUCUCCGGGAGUGCAAUCGCGAGGAGGUGACAGCCGUGGUUCUGCUCUACAUGGCCACUCAGAUCUCUUCCGCCAUGGAGUACCUGGAGAAGAAGAAUUUCAUCCAUAGAGAUCUUGCUGCACGGAACUGCCUAGUGGGAGAAAACCAUGUGGUAAAAGUGGCUGACUUUGGUUUAAGUAGACUGAUGACUGGAGAUACCUACACUGCUCACGCUGGAGCCAAAUUUCCUAUUAAAUGGACAGCGCCUGAGAGUCUGGCCUACAACACCUUUUCAAUUAAAUCUGACGUCUGGGCUUUUGGAGUACUGUUGUGGGAAAUUGCUACGUAUGGGAUGUCGCCAUAUCCGGGUAUUGACCUAUCUCAAGUCUAUGACCUGCUGGAAAAGGGAUAUCGAAUGGAACAGCCUGAGGGAUGCCCCCCUAAAGUAUAUGAACUUAUGAGAGCAUGCUGGAAGUGGAGCCCUGCCGACAGGCCGUCUUUUGCUGAAACCCAUCAAGCUUUUGAAACCAUGUUUCAUGACUCCAGCAUCUCUGAAGAGGUGGCUGAGGAGCUUGGGAGAGCUGCCUCCUCGUCAUCUGUGGUUCCAUACCUGCCUCGGUUACCUCUACUUCCUUCCAAGACUCGGACCCUGAAGAAGCAGGGGGAAAACAAAGAGAAUGUAGAUGGGGGUCUUGAUGUCUCUGAGAGCCUGGCGUCCAGCUCAGCACCAGGGUUCAUUAGAAGUGCACAAGCCUCCAGUGGGUCUCCAGCUCUGCCUCGAAAGCAAAGAGAUAAGUCACCUAGCAGCCUCUUAGAAGAUGCCAAAGAGACAUGCUUCACCAGGGAUAGGAAGGGAGGCUUCUUCAGCUCCUUCAUGAAAAAGAGAAAUGCCCCCGCGCCCCCUAAGCGCAGCAGCUCCUUUCGUGAGAUGGAGAACCAGCCCCACAAGAAAUAUGAACUCACGGGUAACUUCUCACCUGUUGCUUCUCUACAGCAUGCUGAUGGGUUCUCUUUCACUCCCAGCCAGCAAGAGUCGAAUCUGGUGCCAGCCAAGUGCUAUGGGGGGAGCUUUGCCCAGAGGAGCCUCUGUACUGACGACAGUGGUGGGGGUGGGGGCAGCGGCACUGCUGGGGGGGGGUGGUCUGGCAUCACAGGCUUCUUUACACCUCGCUUAAUCAAAAAGACACUGGGCUUACGAGCAGGUAAACCCACAGCCAGUGAUGACACUUCCAAGCCUUUUCCAAGGUCAAACUCUACAUCUUCCAUGUCCUCAGGGCUUCCAGAGCAGGAUAGGAUGGCAAUGACCCUUCCCAGGAACUGCCAGAGGUCCAAACUCCAGCUGGAAAGGACAGUGUCCACCUCUUCUCAGCCAGAAGAGAAUGUGGACAGGGCUAAUGACAUGCUUCCAAAAAAAUCUGAGGAAGGGACUGCUCCAGCCAGGGAGAGACCAAAAGCCAAACUGUUGCCCAGAGGAGCCACAGCUCUUCCCCUGAGAGCCCCUGACCCAGCCAUCACAGAGAGCGACUCUCCAGGGGUAGGGGUGGCUGGGGUGGCAGCUGCCCCCAAAGGCAAGGAAAGGAAUGGCGGGACGCGACUUGGAGUCGCUGGAGUCCCAGAGGAUGGAGAGCAGCCAGGCUGGUCCUCUCCAGCCAAGGCCAUAGCCGUCCUCCCAACUACCCACAACCACAAAGUGCCCGUCCUUAUCUCACCCACUCUGAAACACACUCCAGCUGAUGUGCAGCUCAUUGGCACAGACUCUCAGGGGAAUAAAUUCAAGCUCUUAUCUGAGCAUCAGGUCACAUCCUCUGGAGACAAGGACCGACCCCGACGGGUAAAACCAAAGUGUGCCCCACCCCCACCACCAGUGAUGAGACUACUGCAGCAUCCAUCCACCUGCUCAGACCCCGAGGAAGAGCCGACUGCCCCGCCUGCAGGACAGCCCACUCCAGAAACCCAAGAGGGAGGAAAAAAGGCAGCUCCAGGGCCAGUGCCCAGUAGUGGGAAACCUGGGAGGCCAGUGAUGCCUCCACCUCAAGUGCCUUUGCCCACAUCUUCCAUCUCGCCAGCCAAAAUGGCCAAUGGCACAGCAGGUACUAAGGUGGCCCUGAGAAAAACCAAACAGGCAGCCGAGAAAAUCUCAGCUGACAAAAUCAGCAAAGAGGCCCUGCUGGAGUGUGCCGACCUACUGUCCAGUGCAAUCACGGAACCUGUGCCCAAUAGCCAACUGGUAGACACUGGGCACCAGCUGCUUGACUACUGCUCAGGGUACGUGGACUGCAUCCCUCAGACUCGAAACAAAUUUGCCUUCCGAGAGGCUGUGAGCAAACUGGAACUUAGCCUACAGGAGCUGCAGGUGUCUUCUACAGCUGCUGGUGUGCCUGGGACAAACCCUGUCCUUAAUAACUUAUUGUCGUGUGUACAGGAAAUUAGUGAUGUGGUGCAGAGGUAGCCAUUGUCAGCCUAGUGGGAAAUGCACACAUAUCUGAGGGGAGAGGGAAAGGGACUCGUUUUCCUGUGUUCUUGUUUUUAAAAAGUGAAAGACUAAUACUUGAGUGUGUUUAUGUGAAGUACCUCAGAUCCCUGAAUUCUCACGUUUACAGGUUCAUCUCAAAAUAGCAAAAAAGGAAAUCACAUACGUAGAUAAGUCCAUCUGGUGGAGCGGGGCGGCGUGGACAGAGUUGGAAACUGCCCUGGGAAGUAAGGGAGCAUCAUGUGUAUGUCCUAAAGUGCAGCCCCUCCCUGGCCGGACUAGCCUGUGGUGGUCCAUUGGGCUGUCUCUGUGGUUCUGUAGAUGAAACGGGCCUUGACCUGGCAGGUCCUGGGGUGAUUGUGCUUCAGUUCACCACUCAAAUUCGAGGAGCAGGAAAAAGCAGAGUGAGGAUAUAGCAGAUGUCUUACUCAAGGCUGUUGGAAGUGGCUUUUGGACUUGCUUCCAUGGGUCAUUGCUGCUGUAGCAAGAUCUGCAAAUUCGAUUGCUAGAAUACUAAGCUGGGAAACGUGGCCCUUUCCAUCUGCUUUUGUCCUGUUUACCAUGGGUGCAUUAGUGGGUGCAGGAAGUACAGAAUUCGAGGGACAUUUAGUCAGAUUGACACCUCUAAAUCUCUUAGGGUGAUUAGCAGUCACCCCUCCCACUCUUCUAGUAUGUUACUUCCUAAUGGACCAGUGUCCACUGGCUGCUCGGUGGCUCUCUGUAAACCACGGGCGUAGGGGGGCUUCUUAGUGCUUCUUCUCUGUCCCUUGCUGGGCAGGCUGUCUUCCUUUAUUUCUGACAGCAUUCAGGGCAUUACCCAGCGUCAAUGUUGAAAAUAGUGGUCACUACAGGUUCUCAUAGGGGAGACCCUCUGCCCCUGAAUACUGACAGGAUGGCCACUUGAGCAGCUAUGUAUACUCCGUUUUUCAUUAAAUACCAAGGAGAUGCAGUACCUUUUUGGGACUGGCUGGGCCCAGAGGCCUGAGACUGAGAAGAGAAGCUUGCUUGAUCCACAUGGCUAUUUGCACCUUCCCCUUCCCUUAGUCCCACACUAAUCUGGGUGGACAGUGGUCUGAGAAGGCCUUUCACUAAGGGCUUGCCUCCACAGUAUUCCUCACCUUCUCUUUCUCUGCUCACGGAACACGCCACCCCCUUGUCUAACUUGGUGGAGUCUUCUGGGAAUAUAUAUAUGUGUUGGGUUAUUUAUUUUGGUCUUUCACCUCUAUUUUAUUUUAAGAGUGCAUUAUAGAAGGAGUGGGUUAUUUUCAGGGAGCACCAGUUAGACUAAAAAAACCUAAGGCUUUAACCUGCAAAUAGGUUUUGCCCUUGAAAAAUAGGCAUUUCCCUUCCCUGAUUACAGUUAUGGAAGCUAAUAGGGUAACAUGGAAUAGAAAUUUAAUAGGAUACAAAUUGUUAAUGGUUUUGGUACUGGGUCUAAUUUUAGUUUUUUGUUGUUGUUGUUGUUUUUUCACUUUGUGAACACCCCUUUCAUUCCCCAAAGAGAACCUAAUACAAAACAUCUUGAUUUUUUUUUUCUUCUUCCAAAAGAGUAUUAUUUAGGAAGAUGGGCAUUCAGCACUGAGCCAUGU
Messenger RNA from Peromyscus eremicus (cactus mouse), 5584 nucleotides. RefSeq names its product ABL proto-oncogene 2, non-receptor tyrosine kinase (gene Abl2). Bases 432 to 3974 code for a protein of 1180 amino acids. Gene Ontology annotation, molecular function: non-membrane spanning protein tyrosine kinase activity; ATP binding; protein binding. The record is from RefSeq and is a predicted model, not a curated record. The transcript is spliced from 12 exons. NCBI's taxonomy places the organism in Eukaryota, Metazoa, Chordata, Mammalia, Rodentia, Cricetidae. Gene Ontology annotation, biological process: regulation of apoptotic process; protein phosphorylation.